AUGCAGGCAGUGAGAGGAUUCGCGCAUGCAUUGAAGGUCACCAGAGAGUUGAUCGGAUUUCCGGAGCAGAGCUCACGGACCGAGAAACCGAAAUGUGCGUCGAACCGGAAGAGAGAGCGGUGCCUGAAGGAAGCGGGGUGUCCAGCCACAGGCGCAGUUUCUGAGGUGUAUGUACACCCGAGCGCUUUGAGCUGCUGCGCCGCCGCGCCCGGAGUAAAAAGUCGCUGGAAGGCCGUCCAGGCGUCUUCAGCGCUGGAAAUCGACAAGGGCGGCGACGACAGUGGAAGAAGAAGCGGGAAAAACGCAAAGAUGGGCGGCUUCCGAAAGCGGUUCGUGAAAAUUUGCGACCAAAGAAGGUCGGCGGCUGCUGAAAUGUGCAGUGAUUCUUCAAACCGAUGCUGCGACAGUUGCAGAUCGCUGCACGAGCAGCUGACGCAGCUUGUGCGACGAAAGGUUCCCCUAAACGCGGCGGGAAAAACGCAGCGGAACCGGCUCGGCGUUCUCCAGCGGAACCCCCCAGAGACUCGGUAA
Messenger RNA from Toxoplasma gondii ME49, 531 nucleotides. RefSeq lists its product as hypothetical. The record is from RefSeq and is a predicted model, not a curated record. NCBI's taxonomy places the organism in Eukaryota, Apicomplexa, Conoidasida, Eucoccidiorida, Sarcocystidae. The transcript has 2 exons. Bases 1 to 531 code for a protein of 176 amino acids.